AUGUCUUACAAUGAGUUUUUAUUAAUAUAUAUUUUUUUCAUUGGUCAGGUAACGGUUGAGGGGGUGGUUCAUAUAUGUACCAGCAGGCAUUUAUGGUGGUACACAUGCGUACCAACAGGUGGAAGGAUUUUAGCAGGCUCAAAUGUUUCAUCAGGAAUGACCCAAUCAAGAACUUGGUUUCUACCAACAGUUACCUGUGGUGAAGGCGCAAAAUGGAUGUCUGAGUUAGACAUAUCGGACGUAUCACUGCCUGCUUCUUCAUCGGAAUUUGGUUCAUAAUUGUCACUGGAGUCAGCAGAAAAUGGUUCCGAAUCAGAGAUUUCUUCAAUAUCUUCAAUAAGCGCUUCCAGCUCUUUUUGUGCAAGCGGAUGGCGGCGAUCCAUAUUGAAGCUAAAACUGAAUAAACGUAAUUAGAGACCUGUUGGUAUACAUGUGUACCACCAUAAAUACCGGAUGGUACAUAUAUGUACCACAUGAAUAUUACACGCAAAAACACAAAAAUAAAACAUAGUUUUGACCUACCUUUGUAAAAACACUAAUUACAGUUGAAUAGCAAAUAGAACUUCAUCAAAAAAC
This is a messenger RNA of Acanthoscelides obtectus, 576 nucleotides long. NCBI's taxonomy places the organism in Eukaryota, Metazoa, Arthropoda, Insecta, Coleoptera, Chrysomelidae. The record is from the annotation of a GenBank genome assembly.